Molecule: messenger RNA, 2849 nt
Organism: Habropoda laboriosa
Lineage: Eukaryota; Metazoa; Arthropoda; Insecta; Hymenoptera; Apidae
Product: protein FAM160B1-like
Exons: 6
Coding region: 151-2694 (847 amino acids)
Source: RefSeq, a predicted model, not a curated record
GGCACGAAACAAAAGACGUCAAAGUCGCAAAGUUUCGGUGACCGAUUGCACGGUGAUACGCGAGCGAUACAAUGAGAAAUUAUGCAGAAGCAGGCGAGAAUCGCGCGAGGAACGGUGGAAAGGCGCGUGCAUAGCGAGAAAUAAUCGUGGAUGAAGAUCGGACUGUGCGUUAAGAUGAUUAGUGGCAUUCAAAUCGCGUUGAAGAAUGCCAUUGAUGUGAUAGCACCGCCUGCCACGCCGUUGCAAGACUUCACCUAUCACUGGAAACAGCUUAUGAACUUCUAUGUGAACCAUUUGACCGACUGCAAAGUACCCAUACAAACCACAGGCAUACCGAGACACUUGGACAGAUUACUGGAGAUCCUGCUCGAAGAGGAGAAAGAUGAAAACGAACCAGGACCGUGUUUGGAGUACCUGUUGCAGCACAAAUUGCUGGACCUACUGGCUACACUGGCCAGCGCUGAAACUCCACCCGGAAUGAGGACAGUUUGUCUGUCCUUUUUGAGGAAACUACUGGGAAGAUCGAAGUAUCCCCUGUUGCACCACACGUCCAUCUACGGACCGGUGCAACGACUGAUCGCUCUUUGCAAUGGAAACCCACCGUCGCCCAUGGAGGCUGAGGAGGUCCAGUUUCUCCUCACGCUUUGCUUCCUGGUCUGCAAGUACCCCCACGUGACCAACAUCAUAAACGACGCUCCUGUUGUACAGAGGCAGAACACGUCUGCUGGGAAGAACUCUGAGAGGCAGGAAGUGGAGAAGGUUACCUAUAUACCGGCCAGAAGGAAGAACAACGUUAAUCCUUUGUUCGAACCUCUGGACACUCAGGCGGUCACGCUUAUAAAUCCUAAUUUAUUUAACUCUGAUAACGAUAGAAGACGGUCUGUCGGGUCGAAUAGACCGUCUAGUAAGGCUGACACUACGCGUGGAUCAUCUAGUCAAUCGAACGGAUCGGUGUCUCUGAGGGAAGUGGAGAACGUCUCGCAGUCCUCGAGUCCAGCGACUCAGAAACCGAUUUGCGACGAGAGUUCGCGCGUUACGGAACAACCUUCUGAUUCUCAGGAGGACGACGCCUCGCAGAAGGCUGACGAUGCGGCUAUGAUGAACGAGAUAGACACGCAUCUGCAGAAUCUGCAGGAUCUGAGGUUGGACGUGGAGUAUGAAGGUGGUUACGAGGAGUCGGGUAGAGUAGAUAGGGAUGAGAGUUCGACGAGACCGAAGACACCGCAGAAAUCGAAAUGCCUUCUGUUAGAUGCCUUGUUGAGUUACAUAAAUACCGCGGACAAUACAGUGAGGAUAAAAGCCUGCGAGGGUAUCAUGGUUCUCGCGUCCCUGGAGGAUCCGUCGUUCGCCCAAAUGAUAGCGAACAGCGAGUUGAUGAUCCUGAUACCGAAUAGAUUAGAGAAUCUUUUCAACGCCAUUCCAGCGCACGUCGAUCCGACAGAAAUCGACGGCGUGGACGUCACAUGGGGCCUGGAUUCGCCGGCGUGGACGAAAGAGAAGAAGUUCUCCGGUUGCAGGCAGGUCGCUGCGUUUUUCAUGUGGUUCGAUUACUGCAAUCAGCUGAUUAGAGAAGCACAUCCGGCGGUGGCCGACGGACUGGCCAAGAGUAUCAGAAUAAAUUUCCUGGAGAAAAUAGUGACGCCAGCAUUGGCUGAGCAUCACGUUGUUCUGAUCACAGCAUUAAUUACGAAAUGCCUGAAGGAACUCACGUCCACGUCCCUGUGUGUAGAAAUAAGUUACUGGCUCGUGGGACAAGACAGAGGCCCAGAGAUACCGGACGUGUGGACGUCACCUGUAUUACACAGGCUGAUAGACAAUUGUUUAACGGACAGCGACGAUCUAACCUUGGAAACGUUGAAACUGUUCGAAGAAAUGGUAGAGAAAAGGAACGAGCACAUAUUGCACUGUCUCGUAUUGGUAUAUUUAUCAACGCGCGGUUAUUACGAUAACACCGCGGCCGAUAGCGCGAUUACAUCGUGGAGCGACGAGGAAGACGAGAGAGAGAGAGAAAAGAAGGGUGCGCUAGACUUGUCCUACGAGCAAAGUCACAGUCGAACGCUAGCGCCUAGUAAUAUUCAUAGAAUUGUAAAUUGUUUCCUGUCGCUGAUUCCGCGUUAUCUACAAACAGACACGGACGUGAACAAUUAUGAACGAUACAUGGCUGACCUGGAAAGGCAAUAUUCAACCGUGUUGACCGACUGCGCGUUGAUGGCCUGGCCGCUUGAAGCUGUGAGCGUGGACGAUUCAGCAAGUUCCGACUCCAGGCCAGAAGCUGACCACUGUUCUGUUAGGUUCUACAUGGGCCCGUUCAUGACGAUGCUCUUCGACAAGGUGGCCGGUAUUCCGAAGCAAAAGUACGAGAUCAACCUGCAGUUGACUGUGGUGAUCUCGAGGCUGGCGCUUUUACCUCAUCCGUACCUGCAUGAAUUUUUACUGAAUCCUCUAUUACCGUUGGCACCCGGCACAAAGAACUUGUUCACCUGCUUGCAAAAAGUCGUCAAGCAGCUGGUGAACGAGGUACCAAAGACGCCGGAUCACAAGCAAAUGUUGAAGGAGACGCGAGAAAGAUUGCUCGAGGACUGUUCUCACGACGGAGAAAAGGAGAAUAUCCUGCUCGAAAGUGUGAUCGUGACGGAGGAGUUCUGCAAGGAACUGGCCGCGAUAGCAUACGUGAAGUACCACCACUCUGUGUGAUAAUCGAUAUCAAAGAGAACGAUGUAAAUUAUAGGAUUUAAUUAUGAUACUAUGGCCGAGUAAAUUUACUUAACGAUCGAUCGUCAGUCUAGAUACGCUUAUAUAGAAAAUUGUUUUUUGUGAUGACUUUGUAAGAUAUACGUGUAUCCUAAGUA